Argiope bruennichi is the source of this 5664-nucleotide messenger RNA. Its product is annotated as LIM/homeobox protein Lhx5-like. Gene Ontology annotation, molecular function: RNA polymerase II transcription regulatory region sequence-specific DNA binding; DNA-binding transcription factor activity, RNA polymerase II-specific. Bases 978 to 2372 code for a protein of 464 amino acids. The record is from RefSeq and is a predicted model, not a curated record. Gene Ontology annotation, cellular component: nucleus. Lineage: Eukaryota; Metazoa; Arthropoda; Arachnida; Araneae; Araneidae. The transcript has 6 exons. Gene Ontology annotation, biological process: neuron differentiation; regulation of transcription by RNA polymerase II.
UGGUGGUAAAACACGCCGCGCCUGCCAGUGGUGGUAGAAGAAAAAGCUAGUCUGGGACAGACGGUUAUACUGAACGCACGCGGGGUGCCCAACGUCCCAUUUUCGCCGUGGAACUGGUCACGAGAGGUCGGCAGACGUUGUUUACCUCUUUUCACCGGACACUUACUUCUAUUUCCCCAUCAUCGAGUUUCCUAUCGUUCUGCUGUGAAGAAUUACGCCAAGUAUUGGUUGAAAACUCGCUUUCUUUGCAAAUGUUUUUCUUAUGCAAGUGGACAUAGAAAAGAAUCGUAUAUUCUUGAAGAAGUGACUUGAGGCAAAUAGUUCGUUGAAUUGUCAGAGUUUGAUUUUGGCUUUAACUAUAAUGGCAUGUAGCCAUGUGAUUGCAAGUUCUUCAUGACCGUAAUUUUAACUGGUGGUAAAAAAGAUAGAUAUUGUUCUUGGCCAAACGAUUCAAUAGCUCAUACUCACUUUAUGGACUUAUCCAGCUCUUUUCAGAACAACUGGUCUUUGUUUUCUUUCCAUAGAUAUCAACUCAUUGCAUUAGCCAUACUUGGACUUUCGUCAUUAACAAUUCACGAGAUUGUAAUAGUAAUUAUUCUGAAACUGGACGAAACUAUAGUAGCUAACUAAAGACAGCGACUUGACUUUUCUGCAAGUAAGCACCUACUUGCAGUUGUUAAAUUUUGGUGCCAAUAGACACCAAAAGAAUUUUCUUACUGAAGACCUUCUAAAAGGUCUUUUGAGAAGACAACCACCGACUUCCGCCGAUCGAGCGGUACUCUUGAUUAAAAGUGGCCACCCAGGUGCUGCCCAACUGCUCGCUGAAUUCCUACAAGGUGGAUUCCAAAGUGUCUCUGGUGAGCGAGUUGACAGCCCUGGGCUUGUCCUAUGAGCCGCUGAGGUCCUCGAAAGUGGACACCCUGGGCGGCUGGCGAGGGCGAGGGGGCCGAACCCUGCCCUUGAUACGGACCGACGACAUGAAGAUGGUGCAAUGCGCCGGAUGCGACAGGCCCAUCAUGGACAGAUACCUGUGCAGCGUCCUGGACAGAUCUUGGCAUGCAAAAUGUGUCUUAUGCUGCGAGUGCAAAUGUACACUCCAAGAAAAGUGCUUCUCCAGGGAAGGAAAGCUCUAUUGCCGGAACGACUUCUUCAAGCGUUUCGGCACAAAAUGUUCUGGUUGCUCGCAGGGCAUCUCCCCCACAGACUUGGUACGAAGGGCGCGGAACAAAGUGUUCCACCUGAAAUGCUUCACCUGCCUAGUGUGCAGAAAGCAACUGUCCACAGGAGAAGAACUCUAUGUCCUAGAUGAGAACAGGUUCAUCUGCAAAGAUGAUUAUCUCAGUAGCAGGAAUAGUCAAAGUGUAUUGGCUGCCAGUUCACCAUCCGAUGGCAACGACCUGGACGACCUCGGUGACGGUCUGGGGAUGGACCCGGACGGACAACUGAGCGAGAGGGAGUCCAGUGUGGAGCGAGAUGCCGGCGGUCACAAUGGCUUGAAUGGUGGUGCGUCCACGGUCAGUAGCCCUAAUUUACAUAUGCCCGGUAGCGUUCCACCCAAUGGACCCAACCCUGCAAAUCCCAAUGGCAACAACAGCAGCAGCGAGACCACCAAUUCGUCCACUUCGGCGGCACAGAACGAUGAGAACACGCCGGGAACGAAACGUCGUGGACCGCGCACCACCAUCAAGGCCAAGCAACUGGAGACCCUAAAGGCAGCCUUCGCGGCCACCCCCAAGCCCACCAGGCACAUCAGGGAACAGCUGGCGCAAGAGACGGGCCUCAACAUGAGGGUCAUUCAGGUGUGGUUCCAGAACCGGCGAUCUAAAGAAAGGAGGAUGAAGCAGCUGAGCUCGAUGGGUGCGAGGAGGCAUUUUUUCCGCAGCCCCAGAAGAGCGAUGCGACCCCUCAGGCCGGGCAUGUCUCCAGACGGCCUCGACGACAGCCCGGAUAUGGUAUCCGGUCCCAAUUCCGGAUACACCUAUUUCUCAGAUUCCGGCAGCCCCGGUGACUUUGGAUACGGAGCGCAGCCCGGGUUCUACGACUUUUUUCCCGGGCAGCCCCCACCGGAUGGAAUGGCCUACCACGGGGUCCUCGGCCCUGGUCAAAAUGUUCCUCCCCCUCCGACUAGCAUGGAGCAGCCCCUCAAUGCAGUUGUAGGACCUGGACAUCUUCUGACCACCUGUCUCCUUCCAGGUCCGGUGAGCCUAGGGGCAGACGCUCCCUACCUGACGAGUCACGGUGACCACCUGCUGUCUCAGAGGUCCAGUCCUGACAGUGUCCUCAGUCUUGCAUCGGACGCCUACGGACCGCCACGGUCAUCAUCCGCCGGGUUCCCGGGAGGACAUCCUAUGUCCGAAACUCCCGUGUGGUGACGUCACGCAUACUUGGCACCCCCUGUGUCAAUAGGUUCCGAAUCGCAGUGACCAUGGAACAAUGUGUAUACAAAAGACAGAAGAAGGUGAAAACUAAGUUCGAAAUAGCUAGCAGGCAGAGAGGCAAACUGUGCAAUUCACAAAUACACGCAUUCUGCAUCCACACUAGAGCACGAUCCGUUUGGAGAAAUUUUUCAACGUUGUAAACCAUGUUUGUAAAUGCUACACAUAAAUCUGAUGAAAAAUUGAAAGGAUUUUACAGACAACAUUUCUACAUUUUUUUGAGCAACUCUUUUUGUCAGUGUUGAUUUAUAUAAAAAAAGUAAAUCUAGCGAAAAAAAUUAUCAAUUUUGAAAAAUUCAAACUUUCUGGAACAGUCAUAAUGUUAAGAUAUGCUGAUCGCUUAAUAUCAUUUAACAAAUCUUUUUUUUCUUUAAUAAAUUCGUUCUUUAAAAUCUUAUUUCCCGCUAGUAGUAUGAAAGGCAAAUCCUUUAUUUUAGGAUGAAAAUUAAAACGCACAGAAUACAUAUAAAUGCUUUCUUCUAACAUUUAAAUGUAUUUAUUUUUAUGAUAAUAUUUCGAAAUUCUUAAAUCUAUGCACGAUUUCAAAAAACCAAAAAUAUCGACACUAUACUUUAAGGUCAAAAUAAAAUAUUUAUAAUUUUUUUUAAUUUAUUUUCUUUAGCUCACAUUUGUCGAAUAUCAUCUAUUCUAUCUAUUACAAUUAACGACAUGCUUCAAAAACCGGCUAACAUCACUGAAACAAUAGUAAUAAGAAGGCAAACUUCCCCUCCUUUUUUUUUUAUCAAAUAAAAAAAAACUUUGACAAAUGGUCUUAAACUUCAGUUACUAAUUAUUUUAAUUAUUUAUUUAUUUACCUCUAUUCCAUUUUUUUUACUUAUUUUUGUUCAAACCUUCUGAGGCUCUGGACCAUUCUCCAGCGAAAAAUGGCGGAUUGUACCAAAUGAAAAUUUUCCUCCUGCUUUAAAACGAAGAUGGGGGGGGGGAUAGAGGUUGGAGGCUGAAGCAACAAAGGCAGACGAACCUGGAAAAACAAAAGGCGAUACGAGAAAAAUAAGAGGGUGGGAGAGGGCCCCCUGUUCGAAAUUAUUCUCUCUCUGCAUAGCUCAUCAAGGAUGAGAAAAAGAACAGGUGUACCAAUGGUGCUGACCUGAGGCAGUGUGUCGGUGCGUGCACGCAGGCUUAUAUAUAUCUAUAUUUGUACAAACACCCUCACAACCUACCACUUUGUAGUACUUGGAUGCUCUAUACAUUUAUAUAGAUUCAGUACAGUACGUUGUGGGAGUAGGUGUACAGCACUGUAGGAUAUGGCAGGGAAAUAUUUACCAUCUGUUCCGAUUUCUAACUAGGCAGCGCUGGAGAGAAGUCUUUUUCUCUCUUUAUUUUUUUAAAAAAGGUUUCUUUUUUUUUCUGCUGCUGUUGUGUUUUAUGAUUUUGUUUCACUCAUUUUUGGUUUAUCUGCAAGAAAGAGAGAGAGAGAGAGGAAAUAAGGGUACACCUGCGGUUCAUAUAAAAUUUACCCAUCGUUUCUAUUGAUGGAGUUUGGGUUGGAAGUAAGUAGAAGUGCGUGUGGAUUCCAUACCCCCUUCACUCCCCUUCCCCUUUUCUACUUCUUCGGUUUGUUCCAUUUUAUUUCAAAAAGUUCAUUUUCACCAGUUAUUCUAUUUUGUUUUCUCAGUUUUUGAGUGGUUCCUUCUUCUUUUUUUUUAUCUUUUAACUGUUGUUUUACUCUUCUCUUUCUAUUUAUUUUACGUUUCUGAUAAUGGUUCCUUUAGCCGUUCAAAAAUAAAUAAAAAAAGGAAGGAAAAAAAAUGGGCCCUAAGACUCGAAACUCUAUAAGAGCAUUUGAUGCACACGCUCUUAUUUAACGGUUAACGUUUUAAGUUAUUUUUUUAUUUUUUCCCCAAUCGUUCUUCAUGCCUUCUAUAUCUCAUUAGGUGAUCACGAAAUGCCAUUCCAUAACUAUUGGAGCUUAAAAGACAAACAAUUAGAAAUUUCUUAAUAUGAUACUAAACAUGCAGACAUGAAUUUGCCAUGGAAAAUAUCCGUUUAUUUAACAUUUUAAUGAGUUAUUAUUAAAAAUUUUUAAGAUUAUGAUUUGAAAUGACAUAAAAUGAUUAAAAUAUCCUAAUUAAUUCGAAUGCAGUCAGAAUUACAGAAAAGAAUCAAAAUUAGAGUCAGAAUCUAAAAAUUAUAAAAAAUUAUGCACCAUCAGGCAUUUUUAGAUGGUAGAAUUAUUUCUACUAAGCAGGAAAUUCUAUCUUUGAUGCUAUGCUCAAAAAUAUUUGUUUCAUAAUUGUUCAAUAAUUUAUUUCACAAGAAACCAUUUAUGUGUAUUUAUAUUUAAGGAUAAAAAAAGAUAAAAUUCACGUCACCUUUCAUACUACUAUUAUAAGUUAUUACUUAUUCUUAUGUAUCAGAAAUAUCUCUAACAUCAGAUAAAAACAGUGAGAACAUGAAAAUUAUUUGAUAGCAUAACUGCCAUAUAGCAAAAAAUAAUUUAUGAUAAUAGCAUUAUCUGUGCAGUCUUGUGUUUAAUCCAUUACUAAAGAUUUUUUUUUAAAGUUUGAAAAUAAAUAUAACAUCUGUAAGACAUUCGCUUUAAAUGGGGAGGAGCGAGCUUAUGAAAACCAACUCCAAAAAAAGCGCUUGCAUAGUGUAUUUUAUACUUUUAUAAGUUACCGGCAGAAAACAGCAAAGCUGUCAUAAGACACAUAAUCAAUGAAUACACACCAUUUUAUUGAAAUUUAUACCUUGGAAAGGCAUGAUACAUAUUACACACGAUGCAGAACUACUCCUCACUGCUUGCUAGUAGUCAUUUCCUAUGUUUCAGAAAAACAUGAACCUGAAGAAACACAGCAAACAAGAGAUAACAUAAAAAAACAAAAACAAAAUCAAGCACAGAUACUUUUUAGUGCAAUUUUUCAAGCAACUUCUCGUGCUUCGACAGUUCAAAGUGAAAGAAGAAUUUAAAAAGUGGCACAGUUGCUUGCCCCUUUGUAUAUAUGAAGAAAAAAGUCCUUUUCGUUGCCAUGAAUGUGUUAUCGUCGUCCAAUAGGAGACCUGGGUGUUAUGUAUUUAUAAAGAGAACUUUGGAGGAAGAAGACACGACGGCUCUUUGUGCAUUGGUUAUUAUUUUUAAACUAUGGAAGAAAAGGAUAUUCUUUUUCUUUUUUUCUAUUCUCUCCCCUCUCAUUUCUGUUUUUGCCUGCCAUCCUGCAGUGUAAUGGUUGUUUCUGAGAGUUAUGUAAAUUUUAUUGGUGCAAAUAUA